AUGAGUAAAGAUAAUGAAUUUCGUUCAUCAUCAACGAUAUCAUCAAGUAGCAUCAGUAGCAGUAGCAGUGAUAGUAGUAAAUCAUUAAUAAAUCGUGCCAAUUCAUCAUCAUCAACAACAACGAUGCCUUCAUCAUCAAGUGAUAAUUGUGACAAUAAUAGUCAUCAUCAUCAUAAUCAUCAUGAUCAUACUAUUAUCAUAAUGGAUGGACAAACCACAACAUCGCCAUCACCAUUACGAUGGAUAAACACUAUCGAUAAUAAUGGCUCCAACAUUAUUGAAUAUAGUACAGCAACGGCUGAUCUGAUGAAACAGCAGCAACAGCAACGACAUCAUUACAAUAAUCAAGAUUCAAAUGAUGUCGAUAGAGUUAUUGAAAUGCCAAUGCUUUCCACCGUAUCACCACCAUCAAGUUAUGGUUAUUUGAAUAAUAAUAAUUCUUUGAAUCAAAGUACCGCCACUACCACAACAGCAAAUAGACGUGAAAAGAAAAAGAAACAAAAAGAUGAAAUAAAAUUAUCGGAAGAGAUUGAAGGACACAUUGGUUUUAUGGAUAUAUCAUAUCUAGAAUCAAUUAUAAAUAAUACAUCUUCCUCAUUAUCCACAACAACAACAACAACGACAACAGCAACAGCAACAACGGCUACAGCAUUGGCAUUAAAUAAUAAUAACAACAGCAAUAAUAAAUCGAAACGUAAACAACAGCAACAACAACAAGAUAAAAAUAAUGGCAACAGCAAUAAUUCUGAUGACAUGAAUCGAAAAACGACAACGAUGAUGACCAAUUCAACAUCGGAUUCAAAACUUGAAAAAUUAAAAACUGACAAUCGUCGUAAUAAUAGCCGUCAAAAGAAUAAUAAUGAUAACCAAAGUGUAUGUGGUGGUAGUUCAUCAUCCGCUUCAGUACGAAGAAAAUCAACUAAUCAACAACAACAACAACGACGACGACAAAAUUCAUCUGUAGCCACGGCCACAGCAGCAAAUGUAUCAAAUUUUGUUACACCAAAAAAUAGAUAUUUGAAACGAAAAAAACAUUUAAAUGCUGUGCGUAAAAAUCAAUCAAACAACAGUGGAAGUGGUGGUGUUAAUCAUAAUAAAUACGGCGGUAAUGGUGGCUUCAAUAAGAACAAUUCUCAAACAUUUUCCCUGAAUAAUAACAAUCGUAUGAUGUUGAAUCGACAUUCAUCUGCAUCGAUAACAACGCAAGCAACAUUGACAGCAACAACAACAACAUCGACAAUGAUGGGUAAUCAUCAUCGUGGUUAUGAAAGUGAACGUGAAUUAACAUCAACAUGGAAUCAAAAUCAUUAUCAUAAUCGUCACCAUAAUCAAGAUAAUCGUCAAACUGGUACAAUGAAUACGAAUAUCAAGAGUGGAAAUCAAACAACAACAACAACAACAUCAUCGACAACAAGCCACAGUCUUUCAUCAUCAAUGUUGGCCAUUGAUAAAUCGGAAUCAAAUUUAAAUCAUCAUCCAUCAUCAUCAUCAUCAUCAACUCAAUUAUCACAAAGAUUAUCAUCAGCAGCAACAGAAACACAAACUACAGCCUCUUCCGAUGCUGCUACUGAAUUUCCUCAAUUAACUCCCACACAACAAUCGUCAACUAUUUUGUCGGAUUUGAAUACAAAUCAUGAACAACAACAACAACGACAGCAAGAAGCGAUUAAUGAAAAAAUUGUUGUCGUUGAUAAUAAUUAUGCCGCUACCGGUAAUAAUGAGAGUUCAUCAUCAUCAUCAUCAUCAGUAAAUUUAAAUACAAAAAACCGACAAGACAAAGACAAAAAUGACGGCGACAAAAAUGUAUCAAAUAAUGAUGAUGAUGAUGAUGACAAAAAAAUUUUAGUCAAUGCGCCCACAACAACAACGACGACGACGACAAUGAUCACCAAUGGUAACGGUGGUGGUGGUGGUGGUGCUGGCGACGUGAUAGCUAAGGAUAAUGUUGAUGGCGACCGAUUAUUAUUACCACUACAACCAAAGAAAAAUAUGAUGAUGACGUCUGAGACAAAUAUUGAUACUAAUAACACUGCAGCAGCAGAAGUAGUACCGAUAAAAAUGAAGACGAAAAAAAUUGAUGAAAAAGCAGAAGUUGAUUUAACAAAGACACGUGUUAUUGUUGGUAGUGGCGCUAUCGUUGAUAAUAAUGAUGAUCAAAAUGAAUAUCAUCAUGGCGUUAAUGUUGAUUUGCAAACAACCAAAACAACAACAGCAACAACAACCAAAAUUCAUAUGAAAACGAUUGAUGACUCGACAACAAAAACAAUAACGACGACGCCAAAUAACAGACAAAAAGAAUAUGAAACAACAGAAUAA
Dermatophagoides farinae (American house dust mite) is the source of this 2316-nucleotide messenger RNA. The record is from RefSeq and is a predicted model, not a curated record. Lineage: Eukaryota; Metazoa; Arthropoda; Arachnida; Sarcoptiformes; Pyroglyphidae.